AUGCGCCGGCCGCCCCCUGUGCCGGGCCCGGCCAGCGCCCGGCACUUCGCGGCCCGGGGGCAUCGUCACCAAGCAUUUGCCCGGGCCGCCACCACUCGAGGCGCCCCGGCCCCGGCCGGUCAACUCCUCUUCAGCAUGCCGGGCCCAAAUAGAGACCCGUAG
Messenger RNA from Fonticula alba, 162 nucleotides. RefSeq lists its product as hypothetical. The record is from RefSeq and is a predicted model, not a curated record. Bases 1 to 162 code for a protein of 53 amino acids. The transcript is spliced from 2 exons. NCBI's taxonomy places the organism in Eukaryota, Rotosphaerida, Fonticulaceae.